AUGGUGGAUGUGGCCGUUUCCUAUACAGUUCUGUCCAUCCAGGCCAUUUCCAUCCAGUUCACCAAGGAGCCCAAGUCCCAGGACGCCUUGCACGGCCGCAGCGCAAUGAUGCGUUGCGAGGUCAGCAACCCAGCCAACAUCACGUACAAAUGGUACGACGACGACAAACCCCUGAAAGACGACGAGAGGCGCUUCCAGGAGGGAAGCAACCUGAAGUUCACCUCUGUGGACCGGCGGCUGGACGCAGGGAGCUUCGAGUGCGUCGUACAAAACGGUUACACAGGAGAGAUGCUCCGUUCCACCAAGGCCUCCUUUAAUAUUAAAUGGUUAGAAAGUGGUGGAGUGACUUUGAAGGAGCCCGCUUCUGAAGAAGACAUCGAGAGUUCUUCUCCGGUCACGUUGCGCUGUCACAUCGAUGGACAUCCUCGACCAACGUGCCAGUGGUUCAAAGAUGGAGUGAAGCUGACAGAACUUAGCCAUCAGAUCAACAACAAGGAGCGGACCCUCACAAUGACGAGCUCCAGUCCGGAUGACAACGGUCUUUACUACUGCUGCGCCAAGAACGCAGUUGGACACGUGUGCAGCAGCAGCAACUUUACUCUCAACAUCAUAGAUAAGAGCGUCCCGCGGCCGGUGGUCGCUCCUGAAGACCAGGUGGUGUUGAGGAACGAAGAGGCCAUGUUCCACUGCCAGUUCACCGCUGAUCCCGACCCAACGGUGGAGUGGUACCACGAGAACGAACUGCUGGUUAACAAGUCUCGAGUGUUCCUGCUGUCCAACGGGACUCUGAUGAUCACACAAGUCAAGCCCAGGAACACCGGAAACUACAAGUGUGUCGGCCGCGGCCUCAGAGGAUCCCAGGUCACGCUGAAGGCUUCCCUCCUCAUAGCCGAAAUAGGCGACAUGGUGCCCGACACGUCCAAGGUGUUCACAGCUUCCAACACCCUGCAGCGGGUGACCUGCCGACGCCCUCGUGGGAGGCCCGAGCCCGAGGUGUGGUGGAUGAGAGAUGGCCGGCGGCUGCCCACGGAGGGCAGGGUGCACCAAGACGGCCUGGACCUGGUCUUCAGUCCAACGGAGGAGGGGGAUUCAGGGGCUUACACGUGCCUGGCCCAAAACAAGGCCGGGCGCAGGGUGCAGCAGCUCACAUUCAUAGUUGCCACUGCCCCGGUGUGGGUGACCAAACCUCAGGACAGCAACCUAGAAGAAGGCAGACCUGGUUACCUUCACUGUAACGCUCAGGCCACCCCUCAGCCCGAGGUCGUCUGGUACCGCAACAACAUGAUGAUCACACUCGAGGACUCUCGCUUCAAGACGUUCUCUAACGGCACCCUGAGGAUCAACAACGUGGAGGUGUACGACGCUCACAUGUACAGCUGUGAAACCAAGACCGUAGGCGGCCGGCUGUCGGGCCACGCCAGAGUUAUUGUUCUUGAGAAGCUGAAAUUCACACCGACCCCCCAGCCUUCCCAGUGCCUGGAGCUGGAUAAGGAGAUCACCAUCCAGUGCUCCGCUAAAGGCCGAGAGAUCCCGACAAUCCGCUGGACCAAAGCAGAUGGAGGAGAACUACCCCCCCACGUGGAGCAGAGGAACGGCCAGCUUCAUUUCACCAAAGUCACCCGCAGCGACGCUGGCAACUACACCUGCAUCGCCUCCAACCGCCUGCAGGGGGAGAUCCGAGCCCUGGUGUCCCUCACUGUGGCCGUGUACAUUCGCUUCAAGGUGGAGCCGGAAAACACGACCGUGUACCAGGGCCACACAGCCGUGCUGCACUGCCAGGCCACCGGCGACCCCGAGCCUCACAUCCACUGGAUGGUUAAAGACAAGGCGCUGGACACCCGAAAGAAGAGGAGGUAA
This is a messenger RNA of Nematolebias whitei (Rio pearlfish), 1857 nucleotides long. RefSeq names its product protein tyrosine kinase 7a (gene ptk7a). Gene Ontology annotation, molecular function: cell-cell adhesion mediator activity. The transcript has 12 exons. Gene Ontology annotation, biological process: axon guidance; dendrite self-avoidance; homophilic cell-cell adhesion. The record is from RefSeq and is a predicted model, not a curated record. Gene Ontology annotation, cellular component: axon; plasma membrane. Bases 1 to 1857 code for a protein of 618 amino acids. NCBI's taxonomy places the organism in Eukaryota, Metazoa, Chordata, Actinopteri, Cyprinodontiformes, Rivulidae.